This is a messenger RNA of Acanthamoeba castellanii str. Neff, 486 nucleotides long. Its product is annotated as Cytochrome c oxidase. Gene Ontology annotation, cellular component: mitochondrial envelope. Gene Ontology annotation, biological process: mitochondrial electron transport, cytochrome c to oxygen. Lineage: Eukaryota; Discosea; Longamoebia; Acanthamoebidae. The transcript has 2 exons. The coding region runs from base 1 to 486 and encodes 161 amino acids. The record is from RefSeq and is a predicted model, not a curated record.
AUGUCCAGAAUUUUGAGAAGGGGCGCUCUCUCCAACACUUCUGCCACCCUCAACGCGACCGCCUUCGCCGCUCGCAGGUCCUUCGCCGCCUCCGCCCUCCGGCUCGCCUCCCUCAAGGAGCCCGCCACUUCCCUGGACGUUGAGUCGCAGGAUGACACCGACGCCAGGCACACGGGUAUGGAGCGCCUCGAGAAGGUGCCCUGGACGAAGCUCUACGAGGGUGACGCUAUCCUGACCGGCAAGUUCGGUACUCUGGAGGAGCCCACCAUCGUCCACUCGUGGUUCCCCUCGCGCAUCGUCGGCUGCCAGGGCUCGGCCGACCACCCCCACGACAUUCUUUGGCAUGAGGUGCGCCGCGGACGCGACACCGUGUGCCUCGAGUGCGGCCAGGUCUUCAGGCUUCGCCCCAACCUCUUCCACCAGCUGUCCGAGGUCGAGGCUGAUCUCUUCCCCCCUACGGAGGCCAAGGAGUCUGCUGCCCACUAA